Syngnathus typhle (broad-nosed pipefish) is the source of this 1729-nucleotide messenger RNA. It is a transcript of the gene drap1, whose product is annotated as DR1-associated protein 1 (negative cofactor 2 alpha). Gene Ontology annotation, biological process: positive regulation of transcription by RNA polymerase II; transcription by RNA polymerase II; negative regulation of transcription by RNA polymerase II. The record is from RefSeq and is a predicted model, not a curated record. Lineage: Eukaryota; Metazoa; Chordata; Actinopteri; Syngnathiformes; Syngnathidae. Bases 379 to 1080 code for a protein of 233 amino acids. Gene Ontology annotation, molecular function: RNA polymerase II general transcription initiation factor activity; core promoter sequence-specific DNA binding; transcription coactivator activity. The transcript has 7 exons. Gene Ontology annotation, cellular component: nucleus; negative cofactor 2 complex.
AUGACGUGUCGGGGGGGGGGGGGCUUUUAGCAGCGAAGCAGUGCGAAGCAGUGCAAAUCUUCGCCUCCCUCCCGCUCAUUUUGGCUUUUGGCCAUAAAUGAUGGUGGAAUGGUGAUGGCGGGCGUCUAGACCCUGGGGGCACCGUACUACGCAACUCGCAGCGGACGGAGUGACGACACCGACACGUCACGGCGUGCUAAGGUGCUAAGGUGCUAAGCUAACAUCUUAGCCCCGGCCGGGACCGUCCGUCGCGCAUCUAUUUUGGUGUGUGCGCGGCGGUGGACCUUUUCGCUACUCCGGAGGAGUCCUACUCGAUUCGCCCACGCGCGCUCGGGCGUGCGGGCGGGCGGGCGUGUCAACCACCUGCUUUACUUCACAAUGCCGAGCAAAAAGAAGAAAUACAACGCGAGAUUUCCACCGGCAAGAAUUAAGAAAAUUAUGCAGACGGAUGAAGAAAUAGGCAAAGUGGCUGCUGCAGUGCCUGUUAUUAUUUCGAGAGCCCUGGAGCUUUUCUUGGAGUCGUUGCUCACUAAGGCCUGCCACGUCACCCAGUCCAAGAACGCCAAGACCAUGACCACGUCACACUUAAAGCAAUGCAUCGAGCUGGAGCAGCAGUUUGAUUUCCUCAAAGACCUGGUGGCGACCGUGCCCGACAUGCAGGGCGAGGGCGACGAGAACCACGGCGAGCCGGCGGGGGACAAGGUGCCGCCGCGCAGGGGUCGAAAGCUGGGCUCGGCUCACAAAAACGGAGGCGCCGGCUCAAAGGCCAAGGACAAGAAGUUGUCCGGAACCGAGUCGGAGCUCGAGGAGGACUCCGAGGACAGCGAGACGGACGGGGACGGAGAGGACGGCUCCCAGUCAAGCACAAAUCUGCAGGAUGCAACCAGGUUCCACAGCGCCGCGCCGAAGCACCCGCAGGGGGCAAAUGUGGUCCCGGGGGACGGCGCAGCCCCGGUGCAGCCCCCCCCCGUGGCCUUCGCCCCGCACCACUCCAUGAUGAGCGCCGUGCCACCGCCGCCAGCUCCCGCGCUACAACAAAGCCAGGAUGACGAAGAUGACGACGAAGACUAUGACUCUUAGCUCGCCUAAAUACGCACACACUGACUUUUUCUCGUUAGACUUGCUCUCACAGCGGUCACUCGGAGCAAGAGACUCUUCAUCGGAGAAAGAAAAAGAAAUCUGGUUGUACAUUGCGUUUUAAUUUUGUGUUCUCUUUUAAACUUGGGCUUUUAUUUCAUUGGAGAUGAGAGUCCAACCAAGAUCGUUUUAAGGAGUUCUGUUUUGAUGAGGAUUUCUUUUUUCUUUUUCUUUGAAUGCCUACAGACAGGAUAGGUGUGCUUUGUGUGUUGCUUUGUGGCUUUUCUCUCACUUGUCUUUAGUUCUUUUAAUUCAUGUUUUUACCCCCCACCCUAAAAGAAAGUCCCAAGUCCACAGACAGCUCCUUGGUUUUUUUUUUGUUUCUUUUUUUAUAUUAUUAUUAUUUUAUCAACCCUGGCUUGAUUUUUAAAUCCGUUAUGAUAACAAAUUUCUGUUGAGGCCACAUUCAACUUGUUGACUUCUUUUCCUGUUAUGCUGCGUCUGCCCCUCCCAAGAUACUUUUAAUGAUUUAAUUUGAUUCCCCUCGAUGUCCAUAUCAAAUGUAUCCUAAUAGGUAGAAGGAAGUUGCAUUGUAAAUUUUUUAACAUUCUUUUUAUUUUGUACGGAUUAAAUAAAAGAAAAGUCGUUUCCA